Pleurotus ostreatus (oyster mushroom) is the source of this 2784-nucleotide messenger RNA. RefSeq lists its product as uncharacterized. The record is from RefSeq and is a predicted model, not a curated record. NCBI's taxonomy places the organism in Eukaryota, Fungi, Basidiomycota, Agaricomycetes, Agaricales, Pleurotaceae. Bases 1 to 2784 code for a protein of 927 amino acids. Gene Ontology annotation, biological process: DNA-templated transcription. Gene Ontology annotation, cellular component: nucleus; RNA polymerase III complex. The transcript is spliced from 11 exons.
AUGGCAUCAGUAUCACCCGAUAAUGGGAUACAAUCCGGGGACUCGUGUCCCGCACCAACUCCAACAUCGAACUCGAAUUUGCGACGGCUAUUUCCACGUAUUACCCCGCCGCCGACACCCUGCACCACCAACGAAGUCGUGAUUCAUCUAGCUACCACCGUAGUGAUUCCAGACUAUAACCGCUAUUUCGCCCCGACACCUAUUGCCUCCUUUCAGCCCUCCUACCUUGCCUUAGCAGAUGGUUCCCUCGUCGCCAAUCCAUUUUUCAAAGAUCUCCAUGAUUCCAAUAUCUCUCUUCUGGUCACCGGCAUGCUCGCGAUGUUAUUCUUGCGCAACAUAUUUGUGUCGGGUGACUAUAUCCACCGAGGAGGAGUGAAGAGGAAGACGCUAUUUUACUGGCUUUUUAUCAGCCAGUUGCUGGCCCCCAUCUGCUUUAUACCUGAGAUUACAGGCUACCUUGACAAGAGCGUCGAUUGCAUGAUGGUAUUGUGCAUGUCACGGAUCGCAUCAUCGAUAUCCCUCAGUAUAUUGAUCAGCGGAAUCCUGGGAUAUAAAGCGUAUAAGUGCUUAGAGGACUCCAAGAUCGUUCUGACUGGCUUGGUCGUCUUUACGGCCGGUUCUGCGACCUUGACGCUGUUCGAUGUCCUCACAUUGCGUGCUGUCCGCAGAAUAUCUGGCGGAUGCACGCGUACACCGAAUCUUAAGUAUAUAAAAUACUACUCGAUCGUUCAAUUUGCUGAAUCCCUCUUCAUUUGUCUUUCAUUUGUGUAUGCAGUCUAUAGGGCCUACCAAUUGCCCGCUGCUCGUGGCCGUGUUUCCUUAGAGUUCUCGGAGAAACCCCCCAGCGACAAAGCCGACUCUCCUACCGGCUGGCAGACAGCAGCCCGACGAGGGUGGUGGGAUUAUGUGCCAAAUAGCGCGAACUCUCGCUCACCAAACGACAAUCCGCCGCCGCUGCCCAAUAACCUGAAGUGGUCAGAUAUAUUCUCCCAGCUGCAACCGCAAAGGCAAAGAGCAGGUUCAGAGGCCAAAUUAUUGCGACUCUCAUCAGUCGCCGCUUCACCCUCUAUACAGACACCUCGUUCUCCAGCCCUGAGAAUCGUCCAGCCCAGCACCCUUGGGCCCAAGCACGUAGAGAUCGACAAACCCAGUGAAGGGCGCGGUACUUCGCCGGUUCCUUCAUCCCUUAGCCGCAUUAGUAAAUUUAUGCCACGGAUGAUCUUGUUUCGUACAGUUAUGAAGGACGAGCUUUGCUACACGGCCAUCAUCACUGGAACAUGCGUGCUAGUCGCAAUUUUAUCCAUAAUCGGGUUGAAUCUUCAAAAUGGUUUAACUGUCAACGGUUGGAUAUUGCUAAAUUGGGGCGUCAUCUCUGCACUAGCCAUACAUAGCUUUGGCAGGGUGGUGCGGCGAAACGAAAGAGAUGCCAUCCUUCAGCAUCCUACCACGUGGGAUUCAGCUCUCAGUGCAGACAAAGCAACCGCUGAAGCUUAUUGCCGAGGUCGGUGUAGACGGCCAUGGACGCCUGUUAGCGUGGCAUCCCACCGUCGUCAAUGGCAAGGCACUCCGCCUCCCAAGGAAGAGUCGGAUGCUCCAGACGAUCCGUUUGCGGACCCGAGUCAUCCGAGAUUCUCUCAACACUCUUGGAGCUCGAUCCUGGCCGGCGUAGCCGAGCUAAGGACUCCUUCGCCGACCUAUUCUGUGGGCUCUCUGACGAGGGAGCCGUUGCAGAGCGACCAAGUUCUUCUGCCAUCGGUCGGAGACGAUUUCCCUACAUCUGGGCGAACAACGCCAGUCGUGCCUCACGAUGAGUCAGAUGGGACUCUCCUUCAAGAUUUGCAGAACACUAUAUGGUGUGAGCCCCGCGUGGUUCGCGCACGGGACAACCCAAUAGAUCCAGUGUUCCUUCUUGAAACCCACGACAUCCGUUCUGCGAUAAUAUCCAUCAUGGACGAUCGUCUCAUCGACGUCCUCCCAAUUCGGUUUUCGAACGCACUUAGCCCGAAGGUUGUUGUUCACCAGUUCCCACUGCUGACCCGCCCAUUGCAAGUACCUCCAUCCGCAGCUGCAGUUGGUAAAACGAUAUCCGCCAGGAUCAAACCAAGCGCCCGGCGAACCGAGAUCCAUGUACCAGCAGAUACACGGCCCGAAGUUUGGAACGACGAAAAGGCAAAGCAGCUCGGUGCUGCGAGGGUAACAGAUGACCUUGAAAAAAGUAAAGAAACAAAAGCCUCAGAGGAGCAAGAACCACGUCUCGCGGAGGUCCGUCUCAGCAGUGAGCAAAUCGCUCACUGGGGUACGCCGAUGCUCGGGAUGAUUAGAAAUGGCGAACUACACCUUCACCCCAUAUCCGAAACACACCAAUUCCGACCGACACUCACUUAUCUCGAUGUCUUCUCGCGUAAGAAUCGACGGUCGCGAACCGACGACUCGGACUCAGAUGAUGGUCCCCCACCUGACCCAGACGAGGCUCCCCCGGUCGUGGCUGCCAAGAAAGAAAAAAAGGGAGCAACGGAUGCUAAGGAGAUACAAGUUACUGCAAGAAAGACCGAUGACAAGGGAGGUCUGCAGGCUCAAAGUGGACUUUCUACGGCUCGCAGAGAGAUGCUCGCAAUUAUACGGGCUGAAGAAGACGAAGAUUGGCUUGAUCUUAAGUACCAUGAUACCAACACUACGGAGGCUGCGGAUAUUUUUGAAUCUAUGUUUUCACAAAAUGAGGAAAAACUUGUAUGCACUACAGAUGCUACCACUUUCUUGAACGCCAUAGAGGGGUUGUCACAAUAA